This is a messenger RNA of Vicia faba (fava bean), 999 nucleotides long. Lineage: Eukaryota; Viridiplantae; Streptophyta; Magnoliopsida; Fabales; Fabaceae. The record is from the annotation of a GenBank genome assembly.
AUGACUUCUUCAUGGUUUAUCAAACUUGCUUUCAAAUGCCUUCUUCACAUAGCAUGGCCUCUUUUUGCUCUGGUGUUUCCUAUGUGUGCUUCCAUACAUGCAAUCGAGACUGAUUGUUAUGCAGAAACUAAGAAUUUGAUCUCAUAUUGGAUACUUCUUUCAUUCAUUUACCUCUUUGACUAUGCUUUAUUCAACCUUCUUCUAUGGUUUCACCUCUGGCAGUACAUUAGGCUAAUGAUCGUUUUCUGGCUCGUGACGCCAGACUUUGGACGAGCUUCUUAUGUUUGUAAUAACCUUAUUCGCUCGAUGAAACCUCAAAUAGUCACAUGCUGGAGGAAGUGUUUUGUUGAGAGAGACAACUUUUUAAUGCAUGCUGAGGAAUAUGUGAAAGAGAAUGGAACUGAAGCCUUAGAGAAACUCAUUACUAGCAAGACAAAUGGAGAAAGAGUUCAAAUUGAGCACAAAGACAUCAAAGAUUUGGAGGCUAUUGAGAAGACUGAAAUUCAUGUGGAGACAAUCGAACAAAUACAGACAGAGAACAAAGACAUCAAAUAUUUGGAGGCUAUUGAGAAAACAGAAACUCAUGCCGCCAAACAAAGAACCUAUGCUAAUAUUGUGGCGACUAAAAAAUCAUCAUCAGCGGCCAUAGUAGAAACCAAAGGAACAGCAGAAAGUGAGGGAGCUGGUGGAGAGGUUGUUCAGAGUUCGAAUUCUACAGAGAAGCAAGUGCAGAGAGAGUGGAUAUGUGGUUUAUGUUUGGUUAAAGUUACAUGCGAGAAAACCUUGAAUUCCCACCUUAAGGGGAAGAAACACAGGGCUGCUUGUGAAGAAGCUUUGAAAUUGAAGAUGCCACCUGGUCUGCAAAAGAAGCUGACAGAACCAAUAAGGAUUGUUAAUUCCAAAAUAAUAUGUAAGGCGUGUAAUGUUAUGCUUCCGAGUGAAGACUGUGUGGUCUCUCACAUAAAAGGGUGGAAGCACUUGUCUAAUGUUCAGAGUUGA